Molecule: messenger RNA, 8028 nt
Organism: Protopterus annectens (West African lungfish)
Lineage: Eukaryota; Metazoa; Chordata; Ceratodontiformes; Protopteridae
Gene: SORL1
Product: sortilin related receptor 1
Exons: 48
Coding region: 34-6699 (2221 amino acids)
Biological process (GO): post-Golgi vesicle-mediated transport; protein targeting to lysosome; protein retention in Golgi apparatus
Cellular component (GO): membrane; Golgi apparatus
Molecular function (GO): protein binding
Source: RefSeq, a predicted model, not a curated record
CGGCGUUAGAGAGCGACAUAAGCAUUCAGGAAGAUGGCGGCAGAAUGCUGGUGCCUAAUUCGGCAGCUUUUCGCUAUCGUUUUCUUAGGAUUGUCUUUCUUGACCCUUGUUAAUUCUGGAACACUUGAGGUACAUAAGACACUGCAAACCCUGCCUCAGGAUGCUGGUUUUCAUGUGGUGGGUAUUGAGGAGAAAGGUGACACAGAAAGCAUCAGCCAAGGAUGGGAACGGUGGCGGGGCCAGCCCUUGGACAGAUCCAGCGACAGGUUAGAGCGGCAUCGAAUGAGGAAACGGAGUGCAGAUAAGCCCGAGCUUAUCAAGGUGUAUGGCCAGAUCAGCCUGAAUGAUUCUCAUAACCAGUUAGUAGUUCAUUGGGCUGGAGAAAAGAGCAACGUGAUUGUAGCCUUGGCCAGAGACAGUCUAUCAUUACUUGGUCCUAGGAGUAGUACCAGUGAUGUGUAUGUAUCAAGUGACUAUGGGAAUACCUUUCAGAAAAUAUCUGAAAAAUUUAAGCUGUCUGAUGGUAGUAGUAAUAUGCCAGUGAUCUCACAGUUCUACCACAGUCCUGCAGAUAAUAAACGGUAUAUCUUCACGGACACCGAUAACAAUCACAUCUGGAUCACCUUUGAUUUCUGCAUUACCAUAACAAGUGUCCCAAUUUCAUUUAAACCUACUGAUUUUUUGAUGCACAGCAGCAAUCCACAACUUGUCUUGGGUUAUGACAGUUCUCAUCCCAACAGACAGCUUUGGAAAUCUGAUGAUUUUGGACAGACAUGGAUAAUGAUUCAGGAGCAUGUGAAAUCCUUUUACUGGGGCAUAGAGCCAUAUGACAUCCCUGAAACUGUUUAUGUACAGCGUCAUGAGCCCCAAAAUGUCUCCACCAUCCUUCGCAGCACGGAUUUUUUCCAGACUGAGGAACUCCAUGAGAUAAUUCUAGAAAAUAUUGAUGAUUUUCAGCUGAGGGAUAAGUACAUGUUUGCUACAAAAACUGUGCACCUGUAUGGCAGUUACAUGCCGUCCACUGUGCAGUUAUGGGUAUCUUACAAUCGCAAACCAAUGAAAUUAGCUCAGAUUCUGACAAAGCAUCCUGUAACUGAGUUUUACAUUGCUGAUGCAUCAGAAGAUCAGGUGUUUGUGUGUGUUAGCCAUGCAUCCAAUGUGACGAACUUGUACAUCUCUGAAGCAGAAGGAUUGCAAUUUUCUCUCUCACUUGAAAACGUGUUAUACUUCAACCCUAAUAGAGUGGGGAGUGACACAUUGGUCAGGUAUUUUGCAUAUGAGCCAUUUGCCGAUAUCCAUCGUGUAGAAGGCGUGAGAGGUGUAUACAUUGCUACACUCCUAAAUGGAUCAUUCGCUGAUGAGAACAUGAGAUCUGUUAUUACAUUUGACAAAGGAGGGACAUGGGAAGUACUGAAGCCCCCACAGUAUGGUAAAGAUGGCCUGAAGAUUGAUUGUGAGCUUUCAAAGGGGUGUUCACUCCAUUUGGCUCAAAAGCUGAGUCAACUUCUCAACUUCCAGCUGCGCAGAAUGCCUAUCCUCUCCAAAGAAUCAGCACCAGGACUGAUCAUUGCUACAGGAUCUGUUGGAAUAAACCUUUCAAACAAACCUAAUGUGUACAUUUCCAGUAAUGCUGGAGCCAGCUGGAGGGAGGCUCUUUUGGGACCUCAUUAUUACACGUGGGGGGACCAUGGUGGCAUUUUGGUGGCAAUUGAACAAGGAUCCGAAACAAACCUCCUCAAGUACAGCACAAAUGAAGGAGAGACAUGGAAGACAUUUCAGUUUUCAGAAAAGUCUGUUUAUGUAUAUGGAUUCCUUACAGAGCCAGGCGAGAAAAGUACCAUUUUUACCAUCUUUGGUUCAUAUAAAGAUGCUGGACACAGUUGGCUGAUACUUCAGAUAAACACUACAGAUGUGCUUGGUGUUCCUUGCACAGAGAAUGAUUAUAGGUUGUGGUCACCAUCAGAUGAACAUGGAAAUGAUUGUUUAUUGGGACGCAAGAACAUUUACAAACUGCGAGCCCCUCAUGCCACUUGUUUCAAUGGUGAGGAUUUUGAUGGGCCUGUCACAGUGACAAACUGCUCAUGCACAAGAGAGGACUUUGAAUGUGAUGUCGGAUUUAAACUGAGUGAAGACCUAAUUUCCGAGCUAUGCAUUCCUGAUCCUGAAUUCUCCGGUUUGCUGAUGGGACCUCCAGUACCAUGUCCCUCUGGUACAACCUACAGGCGUACAAAAGGCUACCGUAAGAUUUCUGGAGACACCUGUAAUGGUGGGGAAGUUGAAUCCCGAUUGGAAGGAGAACUAGUUCCCUGCCCUCUGGAAGAGGAGAAUGAAUUUAUUCUUUAUGCAAUGCGGACUUCCAUUCAGCGUUAUGAUCUUGCAUCCGGGAGAAAUGAGACAUUACCUAUAGUCGGCCUUCAUAAUGCAGUGGCAUUGGACUUCGACUUUGAAAAGAACUGCCUUUACUGGGCUGAUAUUUCAAUAGAUUCCAUUCUACGUCAAUGUCUGAAUGGAAGUUCAGGUCGAGAAGAGAUAAUUAAAUCUGAUCUGCAGACUGUAGAAGCCCUCGUCUUGGAUGCCAUUAGCAAACUGCUUUUUUGGGUUGAUUCCGGAAACAAGAAAAUUGAGGUUUCCAAUCUGGACGGAGACCUGAGGUUUACGUUAUUCAACUCAUCUGUUCUUGAGCAACCAAGGGCUCUUGUUCUUAUCCCAAAUGAAGGCUAUAUGUUUUGGACAGACUGGGGAGAUACGGCUCCUGGUAUUUAUCGUUCUCUUAUGGAUGGUUCCUCCUAUGUCCAUCUCAUCAAAGAAGGAAUUCGAUGGCCCAAUGGCAUUGCUGUAGAUGAUCAAUGGAUCUACUGGACAGAGGCUCACAUGCAUAGAAUUGAACGUGUUGAUUUCCUUGGUCAACAGAGAACAGUGGUAAUAAGCAGUCUACCUCAUCCAUAUGCCAUUGCAGUUUUUAAGCAUGAUGUUUACUGGGAUGAUUGGUCAAAGAAGGCUAUUUUCAGGGCCUCCAAAUACAGCGGGGACAAUGUCGAAGCUAUAGUGGAAAGCUUGAAUGGCGUAUUAGAUAUGAAAAUUUUCUACAAAGGAAAAACAGAAGGAGAGAAUGCAUGUGCUAAAAGUCCCUGCAGGUUGUUAUGCCUCCCAAGUGGCAACAACACCAGAAGAUGCGUCUGUCCUAAUGGAGUGCUACAUUCCAUUUUACCAUCUGGAGAUAUGCAGUGUGACUGCCCACAAGGAUAUCAGCUGAAGAACAAUAUAUGUAUAAAGAAUGAAAACACCUGUCAACCAAACCAAUAUAGAUGCUCCAAUGGAAAUUGCAUCAACAGUAUCUGGCAGUGUGACAGUGAUAAUGACUGUGGGGACAUGAGUGACGAGAUGGAUUGCUUGGCAGCAGUAUGUGAUCCCAGCAUUCAGUUCCGAUGUCGAUUGUCAGGUGCCUGUAUACCACUGUCCUACAAAUGUGACCGUGAAGAUGACUGUGGAGACAACAGUGAUGAAGAUGAGUGCGAAAAUCACACGUGCAAAGAAGGGGAGUUUAGGUGUACCUCAGGGAUGUGUGUCCGUUACUCUUGGGUCUGUGAUGGCUAUAAUGACUGCAAAGACUGGUCUGAUGAGGAAAACUGCACAUUGCGGUAUCAAACAUGUGAGCCUUCUAGCUUUCAGUGCCACAAUGGACAUUGUAUUCCACAGCGUUGGGUGUGUGAUGGUGAUGAAGACUGCCAAGAUGGAUCUGAUGAGGACCAAAAAGAGUGUGAAGAAAAAGUUUGCAAUGGCUUCUCCUGUCCAAAUGGAACCUGUAUCCCAUCCAGCCGGCAUUGCAAUGGAGUAAAAGACUGCAUUGAUGGGUCAGAUGAGCAACAGUGUGAACCACUUUGCACACGCUAUAUGGAUUUUGUGUGUAAGAACAGACAGCAGUGUCUAUACCAGUCUUUGGUCUGUGAUGGAAUCCCGAAUUGUAAAGAUGGUUCAGAUGAAGAUCCCACCUAUGCUGGCUGUUCAACAGGGCCAGAAUUCCACAAGACAUGCAGUUCCUCCAGUUUUCAGUGCCUCAAUGGCUUAUGCAUCAGUAUGUUGUGGAAGUGCGAUGGCACGGAUGAUUGCGGUGAUUACUCAGAUGAAGCAAACUGUGAUAGACCAACUGAUGUUCAAGAAUGUUCCCGGUAUUUUCCAUUUAAAUGUAAAAAUGGUCACUGCAUUCCAAAUUGGUGGAAGUGUGAUGGGGAGAAUGACUGCAGGGACUGGUCUGAUGAACUGGAUUGUGGUGAUUCAUCAGUGGUGCUAAAUAGCACACAGGUUCCUAUGUUAUGCCCUGCUAAUAAAUUUCGCUGUAAUACUGGGAUCUGCAUCACUGACAGUUGGGUUUGUGAUGGAUUCAAUGACUGUUCUGAUGGUUCUGAUGAAGAAGGGUGUCCUACUGCUUCAGGAAUGCGGACAUCUACCACAACUCCUGAAUCUGGGAAGUGCAGAAGUUUUCAGUUUCAGUGCCAGCAUGAACAAAAGUGUAUACCCAGCUGGAAAAAAUGUGAUGGGAGGCUUGACUGUACAGAUGGAUCUGAUGAAAUUGGAUGUUCUACCAGUAGUACUUUGUUCUGUGUCAAUGGUACUGCAUGUGAAGACGGAGAGACCUGUCUUCAGUUAACAGAGCGCUGUGAUGGAGUUUUGGACUGCACAGAUGGUAGUGAUGAAAGAAACUGUACUGAUGACACUACAGUGUAUAAAGUACGAAAUAUUAACUGGCAGCCUAGCUUUCCUAGUAGUGUCACUUUGUCCUGGUCUCGUCCGAAAAGGCUCCCUACAUAUUGUGUAUAUGUCAUACAGUUCAGGACAGUGGGAGAAAAUAUAUGGCAUUCUGUGGAUGCUCACAACAAAACUGUUCAUGUUUUAAAGAUCCUUAAGCCAGACACCACAUAUCAAGUCAAAGUUCAAAUACAGUGCCGAUUGAAAAUGUUCAUUGCCAAUGAUAUUCUCACCUUGAGAACGCCAGAAGGAUUGCCAGGUCCCCCUCAAGCCUUACAGCUGACAGCAUUUGAAGAUGAUGAUGCUACCAGCACAAUUCUUUGCAGCUGGUCUUCUCCUAUUUUGUCAAAUGGAUUAAUCCGGGAAUAUAUUGUGGAAUACAGUGUGAAUGGAAGCAUGGCAUGGACAUCAUUGAGAGCUGAGCAGAAUGUCACAGAAAUAAAGGGACUACAGCAAAAUGUACUGUACACCAUCAAGGUUGCAGCUAUUACUGGUGCUGGAGUUGGAAACUGGAGUGAUUCCAAAUCAGUAACUACAAAUGGGAUUGCUAUACCACCUCCUUCACUUGAGGUUCAGAACAUAACUGAAGAUUCUGCUACUAUAAUGCUUAAAACUGCCUCUGAUGUCAAGGUAAAUAAGUUUGUAGUGGAGAUAUCAUGGACAUACGAUCUGCAUGUUAAAGAAAAAUUUACUUUGUCUCUGGACGUAACAAUGAUGCCAUAUAAAGUGACUAGUUUGACAGCAGGCACUGCAUUUGAAAUGUCUGCAUAUACCAAAACAAGUAAGGGUGACAGUCACAUGGUAUUCGUUCGCUUUAGAACCAGAGGUACACAGCCUUUACCUCCUAACCUAAAAGCAAAAGCCAUUAACCAGACUGCAGUGAACUGUAACUGGAAUGGAUCGGCCAAUGUGGUGUAUGGCAUAUUUUAUGCCACGUCAUUCUUAGAACUGUACAGGGCACCCCAGAAGGUCAACACAACAGACACCAAUAUUACUGUUAAUGUAGAUAGUGAUGAACAAUACCUAUUUUUGGUGCGAGUCAUCAGUCCAUAUCAAGGUCCACCAUCUGAGUAUAUUGCUGUAAAAAUGAUCCCAGACAGUAGAUUACCUCCUAGAAAUCUCCAUGCUAUCAAAGUUGGAAAGACCUAUUCAGUUAUAAAGUGGCAACCACCUUAUGACAGUCCAAAUGAAGAUGUGGUAUAUGUAGUUACAGUGAAGGAUCUAGUAAGAAAGACCAACAGCACCAUGAUAAAAGUGACAACACGUAAUAACACAGUUGAGUAUACAGUAAGACAGCUGGAACCUGGUGUUAAAUACAGCAUCACUGUACAGCUGAAAAACAUGAGCAAAGAACAGAGUCUCAUCAUAAACACAGCUCCCCUGUCUGCACCUGAAGCUCUGAAAAUCAUAACAGAAAAUGAUCAUAUUUUGCUUUUCUGGAAGAGUUUAGCCUUAAAGGAAAAGAAUUUUAAUGAAAGCCAAGGCUAUGAAAUCUUCAUGUUUGACAGUGUGCUGAAUACCACGGUUUAUCUUGGAAACACUACAGAAAAUUACUUCAGAAUUUCAAACCUGAAAGUGGGCCAUAAUUAUACAUUUAAAGUCCAAGCUAGAUGUCUUUAUAAUGGAAAGAUUUGUGGAGAACCCGCAUUACUGCUUUAUGAUGAACUUGGAGAGGAUUCUGGCACAGCAAGACUCACAAAUGACAAGUCUACAGAUGUAGCAGCUAUUGUUGUACCAGUGUUAUUUGUGUUGUUGAUGGCAACUGUUGUAGGUUUCGUCAUCUUGUACGUAAGACACAAAAGGCUUCAAAACAGCUUUACUGCAUUUGCUAAUAGCCACUAUAACUCACGGCUUGGAUCUGCUAUUUUCUCAUCUGGGGAAAGCUUAGGAGAUGAUGAUGAUGAUGACCCAUUGAUAACUGGGUUUUCAGACGAUGUGCCCAUGGUGAUUGCAUAAUUGCUGUAAACCAAACUCUGUAAAUAUUAUUUGAAAAAAGAUGGUGAAAAACGUUUUAUUUAAAAAUGCACUUUUCUGAGUUGCAAUAUGUUAUUUUUAUAUGGGCCAAAUAGUAGAGUUUAUAGGAAUCAACUGUGAAAAGCAAGUCAGAGUAUUUUAAUAUAAAAAAAAGUUUGAUUUUUUUUUUUUUAAACUCUAGUCUUAAAUGGCUGGGCAUGCUUCUACACAUUUAAUGUAAUUGACUUACACUUAAUGUAAUGCCAUAUGUGUGUACACAUUGCAAAAUUAGUUUUUCCUCUAAGCUGUGUAACAAGAAUUAGGUUGUCAGUGUUUUCUUAUGAUCCAUAAAUUGUUUCAAAAUGGAAUUUUCUAAGGCAGUUAUUAUCUUUCAUUAACUGUCAUUGGUCUGAAUCCCCCUGAUUCUUUAUAUAUGAAGUAUGCUUAAUGCCAUUAUGUUUCUUCCAAAUUCAGCUUAUUGGUCUACUCAUAAUUGUGUUUAUGAGAUCUUAAAUCUGUUACUUUGAAAGAGAAUCUAAUGUCACAUAGCAUUAGGACUUCAGCAGUUUGGGAACAGCCAGAAGGGAAGACUAAGCCUAAAUUUUGGGCCAUUUUUUCAGAUUAUCCUUGAUAAGAGAAGAAUUGUUGUGCAAAUAUGAAAAAAAUAGUAAUGAAAUGACGAAAUAUGUCUAGGUAGUAUUUUAAAAUGUUCUCUUUAAUACAAAUUGCAGUAUUUAUAUAUAUAUAUAUAUAUAUAUAUAUAUAUAUAUAUAUAUAUAUAUAUAUAGAUAGAUAGAGAGAGAGAUCGUUUUCAGAAUGGGUACAUGACAUAACUCUUAAAAUUGAAAGUAAAGAUAAAAGACUGGUGUCAACCUAUAGUCAUUCUCUGAAAUGCUGAAAAAAAUCUGGAAAGGAAACAUUAUUGUCAAUCAAAAGCAACUUAUCAAGGGCAAUUUGUAUGAACUUUAUUUUGUAGUGUGUAAGUAUGUAGGUACAUGCUCCACCUUUUCUUUUACUUGAUUAUGGCGGUACUUGGAUUUCCAGUAAAUCAAGUAUCUGUCACAAAACUUUUGCAUUUUUGAAGUCAGAACAUUUUAGUAGUCAAGGUUUAGGAGGUUGCUGAGGAACUUCUCCUUCACAAAGAUCUGUUAAAUGCAACACAUUUUAAAAUUAAUGUUUAAAUUCUUUAAAUAAUCUAUUUUAUAAACAUGGACAUUGUCCACCUUAGUAUAUGUCUGUUUCCCUUUCAGAAUCUGCAUGGAAAUGUUUUAUUUUUAUUGUCGUGUUCUUUCUUUAAAGAAUUGUAAUUAUUAAACUUGUAUCUUAAAGAUG